Acanthamoeba castellanii str. Neff is the source of this 1497-nucleotide messenger RNA. Its product is annotated as cell division cycle protein, putative. The transcript has 10 exons. Gene Ontology annotation, cellular component: cytoplasm. NCBI's taxonomy places the organism in Eukaryota, Discosea, Longamoebia, Acanthamoebidae. The record is from RefSeq and is a predicted model, not a curated record. The coding region runs from base 1 to 1497 and encodes 498 amino acids.
AUGGAAGGUGAAGAGCAACAAAAGUUCGAUAAGCUCGACUGGGCCGUGGAAGGCUGGUACGAGGCAAUCAAGGAGUUCACGUUCGAGACGCGCUUCGUAGAGCUGCCCCCGGCGGCCGUCCAGGCUCUCCUCCGCGCACACGACGCCCGCUCCGCUCAACGAACCCUCGAACCCGCCCACGCCACUGUGGAGGAGGCGAUUGAGGCCUUGGGCGGGGCUGCCUUUGUCCGCAUCUCGACGCUCAGCCCGAAGGACGCGGUCAAGUGGCAGUCGGAGAAGCUCAAGGGCCUUCUGGAGGCCGAGCUGGAGGGCGCCGCGGCGGGCGACGAGGACGCCGAGAUCAUCGCCAUCAACAUGGCCUGCUGCCUCGCCUGCCGCGUGACCAACGGGGCCGAAGCCAUGGACCUCCUCAUCCGCAGUGAUCGAGUGGAUCGCCAUCUGGCGACGCGAAGGGAAGAGGAAGGCGAUGAGCUGAGCGUGAACAUAGUCAUCAGGAAAUGGCUCGACUUUCGUCCCGAGCUCGAGUUCAGGUCCGAAUUCUCCAUAGGCUUCGUCUACGACCGACAACUCACUGCUGUCACGCACUACUACAAGUUUUGCUUUGUACGCGAGGCGGUGGAGAAGAAGGAGGCCAUCGCACAACAGAUCCGCAGCUUCUAUGAGGAGAAGCUGCGCGACACGAUCCCGGCCUCGACCUACGCCAUCGACUUCGCCCUUCUGCCUGACGGCCAGCUCAUCGUCGUCGAACUGAACCCGUUCGCCCCGAACACAAGCCCGGGACUGUUCGAUUGGACCAAGGACGAAGAUGUGCUCAAGGGCGUCAAGCCCUUCGAGUUCCGUCUUCUGGAGAAUCGCGUGGAGAACGCGAGGGAGCUGCUGGCUGCUCCGCUACGCUUUCUGCUCGACCUGGUCCGCCCUCGGGAGGCCGCUGACGAGAAGAAGGGCUCCGAGGAGGAGCCGGCAGCCAGGUCCAGGGACAAGAACGAAGUCCGCCGCUUCGCCAAAGAACGAAGCUAUGCUUUUUCCGAACUUUUUCUGGCCGAAGAAUUCAACGGCCGCGAGGGCAUCGCCCUCGGCCUGUCCCUCGACACUGCACCGACGCUCGAACUGAGGGCCAACAACGUCGUUGUCCACCGCCAGGCGCUCUCCGGCGCGACGGUGGCGAGCGCGCUUGGCCUCGAUGUCAUCACGGGCCUCGGCCCCGGCGGCGCCACCGUCGGCGCCAGCGAGAUCCCUACAUCAGCGAUGCCAACUCUCGCGGAUGUCGACUCCAAAAACAUGCUGGCCAGGCUGUGGCUGGCAGCCAAGGCGCGCCUGCAUCGCCGCGACGAGGCCAGGCCGUGGCAAGGAAUAGGCGGCGACCACCGCCCCGACGUGGGCAUUGGGCCGGCCGACGACUGCGACGAACACGGUUACUUCUACAAGUUGUUCAUGCACGAGGCCCGACUCGAUCCGCGCAUGUGGAGCCUCAUUUUUUAUGCAUCUGAAUGGAAGUGA